Molecule: messenger RNA, 879 nt
Organism: Colletotrichum acutatum
Lineage: Eukaryota; Fungi; Ascomycota; Sordariomycetes; Glomerellales; Glomerellaceae
Product: phosducin
Exons: 2
Coding region: 1-879 (292 amino acids)
Biological process (GO): regulation of G protein-coupled receptor signaling pathway
Source: RefSeq, a predicted model, not a curated record
AUGUCGAACCCUACGCCAGCCCAGGAAGAAUUCAACGCUCUGCUAGCAGCAAACUCCCGUGACACCAGCAACGUACAUCCCGAAGACCGAGACCACGACCGUCGCGAACAAGACAGCCUUGACCUCGACGAGGAAGAGAGAUAUCGCAACUCCCAAAUCGACGCCGCCAUGCGUAUGCCAUCUCUUGGUCAGACCGGCUCCGACCUGAAGCUGCCUCCGGCUAGCUUCGAUGCCGGUCGAACCACCGGUGUCAAGGGCGUCAUCGCCGAUGCUCGCAACUACGAGAACGCUCGUAAGACUUCGUUCAUGAGCCGCGCGCGCACCACAGUAAGGCGCUCCAUCUUCGGCCUCGACAACAUCAACUCCCAGCCGCCACCGUCAAACAAGAGCGAAAGCGAGACCGACGAGGGCAACGGCAGCGACUCUGAUGACAGCUUCAUGCAGCAAUGGCGCGAGAGCCGCCGAAGAGAACUCGAGAGCGACUCGAACAAGGUCAUCCGGAACCGGAGAACAAGUCCUAGUGUGCGAAUUUACGGACGUCUGGAUGAGGUGGAUGCCUUGGGCUACCUCGAUGCCAUUGAGAAGGUUGCGCGGGACACUUUUGUUGUCGUCUUCGUCUAUGACCCAGAGUGUGACGUUUCUGCAACAAUAGAGCAUGCCAUGAUGCCUCUUGUGUCGCAGCACUCAACAAUACACUUUGUCAAGGUACACUAUCUUGACAUUGAGUUCGACAACGCCGCCGUGCCUGCCAUUUUGGCGUAUCGCAAUCAGGGUGACAUGAUCGCCAACCUCACAGGCAUCAUUGAAAUGAUCCCCGAUGACGAGAUGUUUGGUACCGACACGCUGGCACGGCUUUUCCAGAAGCACGACAUCCUAUGA